AUGUCAGGUAAUUCAACAAAUAUGAAUUUAAAUGCAACAAAUCAACAAAACAUUGUAUUAAAUCAACAGAAUUUAAUUAAUCGCGGUAAUAUCAUUGUAAAUCAAACACAAAAUACACAAAAUUUAAUAUUAAAUCAAACAAAUAUUAUGCAAAAUUCACAAAAUAUCAUCUUGAAUCAUUCAAAUCCACAAAAUAUUGUGUUGAGUCAAAAUAAUUUAUUAUCAGCAACAAGCCGUCCAUUAUCAACAAAUAAUAGUAAUAAUAAUGGUAUGGGUGGGGUGGGUGGUGUACAAACAACUGGAGCUGGGGGUGCUACAACAAAACAACAACAAGCCAGUCCAAUACAUCACCCAAGCCCAUGUCAAAGCCCAUACCAAAUAUUUAACACGAAUGCAACAAUGAUUGGUUCAAAUAAUUUAAGUUUAAUUUCGAAUUUCCCACAAAAUGUUGCUACGAAUGCGUUUACAAAUUUUCAUCAUAAUCAACAAUCAAAUAAUGGUGGUAAAAAUAUAACAAUGAGUGCAGCGGCUGCGGCUGCAGCUGCUAAUAUUAUUGCUGCACAGCAAUCGCAUCAUCAACAAUCAACAAUAAUACAGACAACAGGUGGUGCUGGGGUUAUAAAUAAACAACAGUCAACAACACCGAACUCAAUAAACACAACAUAUUCAACAAAUCCAAGUCCGUUGUCGAAUCAAUCGAUACAUUCGCCAUAUUCAAAUCAAAUAUUGAGCCCUUCGUCUAACAUUAGUAGUGUACAAUCAACGUUAAAAUCACCGGUGCAAUCGCCGUCUCCCGUACAUUUACGCCCAACUACACCGCAACCGUUACCUUUAUUGCAACAAACAUUUCAACAAGUUGCAAUGCCAACCGCAGUGAUGACAUCCGGACCAAAUCAUCAACUUGUACAAAUAAUACAAGCAUCAAAUAAUAAUAUUGUUGGCUCAUAUCAAAACCAUCAUCCAAUACAAUCUAUUACACGCCAAUCGAUCAUAGCUGCAACCCCAACAGUCUCCGGACAACAUAUACAGCAACAUCAACAACAACAACAUCAUCACCAUCAUAUUCAACAAACAACAAAUGCAACAUCAAUAGUUAAAAUCAAACAACCAUUAAAUAUAUUACCAAAACCACCAUCAAAUCAACAACAACAACAGCAACAGCAACAACAACAAACCCAUCAAACAAUACAACAGCAAACUAGUAAUAUUAUUACAAGUAAUAAUAUUGUAAAUAGAAAUCAACAAACAACAACUAGAAAUCAACAGCAACAACAAACAACAACAAUACAAAUACAACAGAAUAGUCAUCACCAUCAUUCACACCAUCAUACCACGAAUACCAGUGGUCCAGCUAGUGCGAAUAAUGCAACGACAACAGCUAACACGGCUACACCAAUUGUGUUACCAACAAAUCAUCAAGCAAUAUUACAAGCUCAGGGUGCUCAAGGACAACCACAAACAUUAGUAUUAAAUUCUAUGCCAAUAUUGGUACAACAAAAUACACCACAAGGUAUACAGCUGGUAUUACGGCCAAGUACACCAAAUAACAAUGGUGGUGCAACUUUACAACAAUUAACGUCAAAUAAUCAUCAAAUCAAUCGACAAAAUUUGAUAUUGCAACAACAAGGUGGUAAUUCUUCUCAACAUCAGCAACAACAAACAGUAUUAUUACAGCAUACACCACAGCAAUCACCAGCUGGAUCACGACAAACCACUAUACAACAGCCGCAGCAAUUAGUUCGUGUAUUAACUGCAAACGGUAUGAUACAACAAUUAGCAACACCAACAUUUAUUGCAAUGAAUGGUCAACAAUUAAACAUACAACAUUUAACAAAUUCGAUAUUACAACAACAGCAACACCAGCAACAAGUACAACAACAACAAAAUACAAUUAUUGGAAAUGCUCAACAAAUAAUAAAUGCGGUUGCAACGAAUACAACACCAACAAUGUUAUCAAGUAAUAAUAACACAAUGACUAUGUCUAUAAAUGCUGCAGCGGCUGCAACAAUGACGGUGGAACAAGAACAAUCAAUACAACAACAAUUAACAUCAUUGUCAUCGUCUAUGUCAUCGACUACACCUACAGUUGUUACCGCGAAUAAUAAUCAUUCGAAUAACACGACGUCUGCUUCAAAUAGUGGUGCUAGUUCAACGUCUUUUACAGCUCCGAAAAAGAAACCAAAAAAGAAAAAGAAAAUUAAGGAGACAAAAGUUGAUUUAGCAAAUUUAAUGAAAUUAUCAGGUAUAGGUGACGACGACGAUAUAUACGAUACAGAUGUUGAUACAACCAGUACAACAAACACAAGUACCAAUAUUAUGAAUGCAACAAGUUUACCAUCAUCUUCAACAAUGACAACAACAUCAACAAUAACAACAAGUACAAAUACGAAUAACAAUGGAAAUAAUAAUAGCAACAACAAUAGUGUUAUUAUCAACAAUAUAAAUGCUAUACAACAACAAAUAAAACAACAGACAAAUAACAAUAGUAAUAACAAACAAACAACAACAAUUAUAAGUACACCAAAACAAUCACCGCAACAAUUUCAAUCACAACAUGAACAACAACAACAACAAUUCACAUUAAAUACAACAAACAAUAAUGAAUUAUCAAAUUUGUUAACAUUCCCAUCACAAAUUGGUAGCAUACAAAUAUCAGCAAUUACACCACCACAAUCACAAGCAACAACAUCAACAAUAACAACACCAACAACAACGAAAACAUUAACAAACACAACAACAACAUCAACAAUACAACAACAACAUCAACAACAAAACAAUAACAAGAGUAAUGUUAUUACAUUACAACAAAAACAAAUGAAUAAUAAUUUAUUAUCUCAACAACAACAACAAAUUAAUUUAAAUAAUAAUAUAACAACAAUACCAACUCAAAUUGGUAAUAUACAAAUAUCACAAAUAACACAACAAACAACACAUCAAUCACAACCACAACCACCACCACCUCCGCAACAACAACAACAAUCUCAACCACAGCAACAACCACUUGGUGGUUUUAAAUUAGCAAUGUCCGAAGAUGGUCGAAUUUUAUUACAACAUGAUCCAACGUUACAUCAAGAUAUUCAAUCACAAUUAUUGUUGCAACAAUUGUUUGGAUUAAAUAUAAUACAACCACAACAACAACCACAAAUAAUACAACAACAACAAGCACCACCUCCUCCACCCCCACCACCGCAACAAACACAACCGUUAUUGUUUAAUGAACCAUUAGUGCUGGCACCAAGUGGUAUAAAUGGACAAUUCAUGUUAAGUUUAACACAUGAACAAUUGGAACAAUUAAAAACACAAGCAACGAGUGGUGGUGGAACACAACAUCAUCAUCAUCAACAGCAACAACAACAGACAACAACGCAACAAACAACACAAUUUAAUGGACCUACGUUUAUUAUAAAUAAUAAUUCGAAUACAACAAAUCCAUUAAAUAAUGUUGUUACAAAUGGUACGGCUGCGAGUGGUAGUAUUGGUACGACUAUUAUUGGUUUAGGUGGAGGUCCUACAACCAAUAUUACCCAACAACAACAGCAACAAUUUAGUCAUAUAAAACCACAACAGAUACAAAUACAACAACAACAAAUCAUACAAACACCAUUGCAAUCGCCAAUACAGCAACAACAGCAGCCACAAAAUGUUAUUGGUAGUACGGCAGGAAGCAAUACAACUGUUAACAAACAACAACAACAAAAUAAAACAAGUGGAACAACAACAAUUAGCAAAUAA
Chrysoperla carnea is the source of this 3732-nucleotide messenger RNA. RefSeq names its product homeobox protein 5-like. Lineage: Eukaryota; Metazoa; Arthropoda; Insecta; Neuroptera; Chrysopidae. The coding region runs from base 1 to 3732 and encodes 1243 amino acids. The record is from RefSeq and is a predicted model, not a curated record. The transcript has 8 exons.